Clupea harengus (Atlantic herring) is the source of this 1666-nucleotide messenger RNA. RefSeq names its product myozenin 2b (gene myoz2b). The record is from RefSeq and is a predicted model, not a curated record. Gene Ontology annotation, cellular component: actin cytoskeleton; Z disc. Gene Ontology annotation, molecular function: actin binding; FATZ binding; telethonin binding. Lineage: Eukaryota; Metazoa; Chordata; Actinopteri; Clupeiformes; Clupeidae.
AAUGUCAACAGCCACACACUGUCACCCACCCCAACCCCCAUACCCACUGCCUGCCUGGCUCUGUAGCCUUCAGGGGGAGCAACCACACAGAUAGAUCAGGGUGGAUCGAAGUACCCAGAGUGACCCCUGAGUUUCCUCAACGAGUCUGCUCACAAAGUCCAGAUAGAAGCGGCUACAGAUUAGGCCUUGUACAGUUUGUCGGGCUACUCCUUUGCUGCUUGAACCGUCCUGUCUGAAAGCCACAAUGUCACAGUUCAGCACACUGUCUCCCAGAGAAAGGAAGAUGCAAGCAGCUGCUAUUUGUCGGGAGAUCCAUGGUGGCGCCAAUGGUGACACUAUGGACCUCGGUAAAAAGCUGUGCACACCGAAAGAUAUCAUGCUGGAGGAGCUCUCUCUGCAGACAAACAGAGGCUCCCGCCUUUUUAAAAUGAGACAGAGACGAUCUGAAAAGUACACAUUCGAGAGCAUUCAGAAUGAGACUAACACACAGUUUAAUAAUGACAUCCAGGUGGAGGGUGUGGAAAAUGCUGAGGGCAAAGGAGACAUGUCAAAAACACCCCCAAACACCCCCGACCCCAGGAACGCGCUGAGCCCUGAAGGAAUAGCACCAGGUUAUGGAGGUCCACUGAAAGACGUUCCUCCUGAGAAAUUCAACAUUACCGCCAUGCCCAAAUCCUACCACUCCCCCUGGGAGCAGGCCAUCAUCAACGACCCCAUUCUGGCCGAUACACUCAAGCUCACAAUGCCUGCUCCUGAGGCUAAACAAGAAGGGCCUGACUAUAAGAGCUUCAACAGGGUGGCCACGCCGUAUGGAGGUUUUGAUAAAACUCCACGUGGCAUUUCCUUCAAGGUGCCUGCCAUGGACCUGAACCCUCCUGCCUACCCCGAGCUGCAGGACCCUGGUGCAAAAAGACCCAGUUUCAACAGAAUGGCCCAAGGCUGGAUCUCUGAUGGCACUACCCUCAUGAUGCCCGGUGUCCCCAUGGACCCACCUGAGAUCCCGGAGUCUGAUGACCUCUAAGAUGGACACCAAGAAGAAAAAAAGAUGGGCUGUAAUCAACCAGACAAAACAUUGUGCUUGAGCUUGUCCACGAUCAGUCAACAGUGUUGGGAGGGUUUGGCCUGUCAGUGCAGGUGUGGGGUCAGUAAGGAGGUGGGGGCAGAUGAUCUCAGAUCAGUACUGGAGAGAAAACUCCCAAGUAAGCAAGAACCUUUAUGCUUUGCACAGAGAUAGCAAUUAAACCCGGUAUCAGUAGGUGGUAAGGGAGGUGGACAAUUAGGCCCUACAUUUUUGCACGCCCUUUCAAAAAACAGUAUCCCCUGUCUAAAGAGAAUAAACUUUGUUGUAAAUGCCAACUACUCCCUUGCCUAAAUAUGAUGUCAGAAAUAACUGUGUAAAUAAUAAGUGAUUAAGUGCCUUGAAGCAAAUGAGUGUACAAUUAGCAGCGCUUUUUAGUCAUUAGAAUUGGUAGAUUACCCAGUUUGGGCUGCAUUUGGUUCCCUUGUAAUCUAGGUGAAAUACAAAUCAUCUACAGUUGAAUGUAUUGUUCGGUGACACCAAAACAGACUGCACUCAGAAUAGUUAUUAUCUUUGACUAUAAUAAAAUGUAUAUUUAUUCUUGUGUAUAGUUAUCACAAUGUCGAAAUAAAGAGGGCAGGAUGCAAA